AUGUCGAAAGACAUUCUUUCUGCAGCGCUCGCAAUACUGCGGAUCAACGUGCUUUUGCUAGCUCUGGCAUCCGCUUAUUACAUCCGCUUGUUCGCAGUGCAGAACUUCGGCCGUGUGAUCCACGAGUUUGAUCCGUGGUUCCACUACAGGGCCACAGAAUACCUCGCAGCCAAUGGCGCAGCCUCCUUCUUUCGCUGGUACGAUCGUCAAGUCUGGUACCCUUUGGGGCGGCCCGUGGGCACCACCAUCUACCCUGGAAUGCAGUUUAUCGCUGUUUGGAUCUGGCAAAGCCUGAACUUCCUGGGCCAGGAGAUGACUCUGCAUGAUGUUUGCGUCUUCAUUCCUGCCUGGUUUGGCGUGGCCUCCACUGCAUUUCUGGGGCUGCUGACCUUCGAAUGCACCAGGUCGAUUGACGCAGCGGCCUGCGCCGCGUUCAUCGUCGCAAUCAUCCCCGCCAACCUUGUGCGCUCCGUCGCCGGCGGCUUCGACAACGAGUGCGUUGCCAUCACCUUCAUGAACGCCACGUUCUACUUCUGGUGCCGGGCACUGCGGGGGACGAGUCCGAGUGCUGUCUGGGGAGCCAUCGCAGGAUUGGCCUACUUCGGCAUGGUGGCUUCCUGGGGAGGCUAUGUCUUCGUAAUCAACAUCGUCGGCCUACAUGCGGGCUUCCUGUCCCUGUGGCGCUUCUCCGCGAAGCUUCACCGGGCCUACAGCGCCCUGUUCCUGGUGGGCACUGGCCUGGCAGUGCAGAUCCCAGUUGUCGGCUGGACGCCGUUGAGGAGCCUGGAACAGGCCGGGCCUCUCCUGGUCUUCGUCCUCCUGCAGGUCCUAGAGGGCCUCAGCAUCUGGCGAAGGAGAUCCAAGCUGCCGGAGGAGGACUUCCGCCGCCUGCGCUUCCAGGUCCUUCUUGGCGCCGGCGCGGCCUUGGCUUUGCUGGCCUCAGUCCUCCUGAAGCUGGGCUACGUGGCGCCCCUGUCCAGCCGGGUGCGGGGCCUCUUCGUGAAGCAUCGGACCGGGAAUCCCUUGGUGGACUCUGUUGCCGAGCACCAGGCCACGAGCCCACGAGCCUAUUGGCAGUAUCUGCAUCACAUGUGCAGCAUGUCGCCUUUGGGCAUCGUGGCUGUGACCUACUACUUCUCCUCCAAGAUGAAUCGGUUGGUGAUGCUGCUUGGGCCCAUGGCCGGGGCACUAGGCGGUGUCGGCGUCGCCUGGGCGGUGCGAUGGGCGCUGUGGCAGUUUGGUGUGGAGGUGCCAGGUGAGGAGGGCGAGGGCGAGGGCGAUGGGGGCAAUGGCGAGGGUGCACAGGACCGGCCACCCGACAAAGGGUGGAGGGAGCUCUUGGAAGAGGUGAAGCGCCCCCUUCGCGAGGCAUACCAGGAGUCGAUCUUGCAACGCAAGGCCACAGCUGGUCUGGUCUUGCUGAUGGUCCUGGUCUGCGGUGUGGAGUUCAUCGGCUACUGCUGGACAGUUGCCGAGCGCCUGUCACAUCCCUCCAUCAUCAAGAAGCAGCGGUCCGGCGACAAGGAGACUUUAGUGGAUGACUACCGCGAGGCUUACUGGUGGCUGCGUGACCACUCUCAGCAGGAUGCCCGGGUCAUGGCCUGGUGGGACUACGGCUACCAAAUCAACGGACUGGCCAAUCGAACCACCCUUGCAGAUGGGAACACAUGGAACCAUGAGCACAUUGCCUUGCUGGGCUGGUGUCUGACAGGACCCGAACAAGACUCUUACGAGGUCAUCCGCCAUUUGGCGGACUUUGUCCUCAUCUGGGGGGGUGAUGAUUUGGCGAAGUCACCGCACAUGGCGCGAAUCGCAAACUCUGUCUUCGGCGACCUUUGCGCUGAGCCCAUGUGCCGGGCCUUCCACUUGGACCGCGAGACGAAGCUGCCGAGCGAGACGAUGAAGAGGUCGUUGCUCUGGAAGCUGCAUUCGCACGGUCGGGAGGAUGUCCAGGUGAACCCGAGGUUUUUCGAAGAAGCUUACACCAGCCAGCACAGCCUCGUGCGGAUCUUCAAGGUGCUCAACGUGUCGGAGGAGUCCAGACGUUGGGUCGAGGACCCACGGAACUGGAAAUGCGAUGCACCAGGCAGCUGGCACUGUCAGGGCCGGUACCCACCAGGCAUCCACGAAAUCCUGGCGAAGCAAAAGGCCUUUCAGCAGCUGGAGGAUUUCAAUGCCGAGAGGGACGCGAAGGCUGAGGAGUACCAGAAGGCAUACAUGAGCGCUUCCGGCCGAUGA
Messenger RNA from Symbiodinium sp. CCMP2592, 2238 nucleotides. The record is from the annotation of a GenBank genome assembly. Lineage: Eukaryota; Dinophyceae; Suessiales; Symbiodiniaceae.